GGUCAAAGUCAGAGGUGGGGGCAGAGGGUAAAGGUCAGAAGGCAGAUUCCCCAUGUCCAACCCUCAGCUUCGGGGACCCCAGAUUUAACCCUAGUCCUGCCACAGCGGAAAGGCGCCAAGAUGCACAAAGUGGACAUACUGCUGGAGACCAAGGAGGCGGCUGCCCUCAAGGCGCGGAGGGAGCGAGAGAAGCAGCGGCUGAGCCGCAUCUUAAACUCACGCCACCGCACCAUGGGGGUGGACGUGGAAGCCCUGAGGAAUCAAGUGGAGGAAUGGAAGCUGAGAGUGGAAACGGAGAAACGCCGGGAUGAGACCUAUGACGCCGAGCAGGUGCUGUGCGACCGGUUGGCGCAGAUGCUGGAGGAGGAGGAACGUCAGCGGGUGCGGUGCCUCCACCAGGCCGUGCAGGAGUUCCGGGAGCAGGAGCAGCCACCCCCCACCCGACGGGAGUGGGACCUGUACAACCCCGAGGGGCUGCGCCAGGACCAGCCAGCCCGGGUCAGCGACUAUGACCCACGCUGCGGUCCUGCCAGCCUGCAGCGCUUCGCCGGCGAGGACCUGGCACUGCCCACCCGCCGUCGGCUGCAGCAGGAGCAGCAGUGCCGCAGCCUAGAGGACCAGCGCGCCAAGCGGCAGUGGGCCCUAGCCAACGCCAAGUACGCAGACACGCUGGAGGAUAAAAAGCGGGUGGAGCUGGAUCUGCGGGCACAGCAGCUGGCCCAGCUGGAGGAGGAGUGCCGCCGCGCCAAGGAUCUUGCCAUGGCCAACUACAACCGGGCCCAGGCAGUGGACACAGCGGAGCAGCACCAGCUGGCGUGUCAGCGGGAACAGGAAGACAACCAAGCCGAGAUCCACAACCACCUGACGGGACAGCUGCUGACAGAGGAUCCAGCCGUGGCCGAGAGCCUGCUGGGGCCUCACCGCGUCAUCACCAAUCGCUGGAAAGGCAUGAGCCCUAAGCAAGUGGAGGCUGUGCGGAAGGCCCAGGAGGAGCAACGCCAGGAGAAUCAGAGGCUGCGGGAGGCGGAGCGGCAGCGGGAGGCUGAGUGGGAGACGCAGCAGCAGCUGGCAGCCCGCGCGGCCAUGGCACUCGAGGAGAAGGAGCGCUUGUCCCGGCUGCAGCUGAGGAAAGGCCUGGAUGCCUACAACCAGCAGCUGGCGCAAGAGCAGAGGGCCCAGCAGCAGUACCUGCAGAGGGAGGUGUACACCAAUCCGCCCAGCGCCCAGUACCACCUGCAGUUCAACACCAGCAGCCGCUAGGCCCAGCCCCACGGCACCAACUUCAAAAACCCCAUGGACUGCCCCCGCCCCACCCCUAUCGGGACACACCCAAUCCCCUGCCCCAAUCCCUGCACCCCCAGGACACACCCAAUCCCCAUCCCCUGCCCCAGUCACUACCCCCACCCUGCUGGGACAUACCCCAGUUCCCUACCCCACGGGACAUGCCUAAUCCCAGCCCCCUUCCACACCGGGACACCCCCAAUCACUACACGCACCCUGCUGGGACACACCCAGUCCCCACCCCCUUCCAGGACACAGCUAAUCCCUGCCCCAAACACUACGCCCACCCUGCCAGGACACACCCAAUCCCCCCAUGGACACCCCUGCUGCCGCGACACACCCAGUGCUCUCCUCUCCUAUGACCGGGACACGCCUCCGCUCUCCCCUUGCAGAGGAGAUCUGACACUCGGCUCUGUUCCUUCAGUCACAAUGGCAUCCAAUAAACCCUCGUGCCCCACAGCAUACUGCCCCCCAAGGUCUGUAGCACAAGGCAGGAGAGUGCUACGCACCCUUCCCCGCAUGUCCCUCGCAACCCGGCCCCCGCCCUGCCCACACUGCCCCCAGCCGAGGGCAGCAGUCAAGAAUGGGAGAGGAGGGGGAAUUCGUGGUUACAGCAGGGGCUGGGAGCCAGGACUCCUGGGU
Dermochelys coriacea (leatherback sea turtle) is the source of this 1923-nucleotide messenger RNA. It is a transcript of the gene RIBC1, whose product is annotated as RIB43A domain with coiled-coils 1. Bases 121 to 1260 code for a protein of 379 amino acids. The transcript is spliced from 8 exons. NCBI's taxonomy places the organism in Eukaryota, Metazoa, Chordata, Testudines, Dermochelyidae. The record is from RefSeq and is a predicted model, not a curated record.